AUGCAGAUCGCAUACCGAAGUCUAUCCCUCUUGCUGUGGUUGUGGUGUGUGUCAGCUACGAUAUUGCAAAAUGGUCAAAUCAGGGAAGAUGCCUAUCCCGGGCAAGCCGACCGGAUUGACCUAGAUGAUUCCUGGCGAAGUUACGGGCCUAACAGCUCUGAAAUAUCGUGGAAAGGCCGCUGGGACAGCAGAUAUAUCUCAUGUAUGACGCUAUGCUCCUCCGUCUGUCUUAUCGAUUCUAAUCGCGAAUGUCAUAGGGUGGUCGUUGCACCGGGACUCAAGGUCCAGUUCUCAGGAGACAAAGUAUGUUAUUAUCCUUCUGCUGUUAUGCUAGUGCUCUAA
This is a messenger RNA of Penicillium lagena, 342 nucleotides long. RefSeq names its product acetylxylan esterase. The transcript has 2 exons. Lineage: Eukaryota; Fungi; Ascomycota; Eurotiomycetes; Eurotiales; Aspergillaceae. The coding region runs from base 1 to 342 and encodes 113 amino acids. The record is from RefSeq and is a predicted model, not a curated record.